This is a messenger RNA of Archocentrus centrarchus (flier cichlid), 4527 nucleotides long. RefSeq names its product RAP1 GTPase activating protein 2a (gene rap1gap2a). The record is from RefSeq and is a predicted model, not a curated record. The transcript is spliced from 22 exons. Gene Ontology annotation, molecular function: GTPase activator activity. Gene Ontology annotation, cellular component: cytoplasm; plasma membrane. NCBI's taxonomy places the organism in Eukaryota, Metazoa, Chordata, Actinopteri, Cichliformes, Cichlidae. Gene Ontology annotation, biological process: regulation of small GTPase mediated signal transduction. Bases 351 to 2540 code for a protein of 729 amino acids.
CUCUGGACCUCUGGGAUUACAAGGAAUACUCACUCAAGAAUAACUGAGAUUUGACCAGGCUUGACAGGCUGCCAGAUUCUUCAACUUUGGGAUUACUGGUCCAGAAUCGCAGCAGAAGGUCUCACUUUAGAGACAGAGGCCAGAAUUCAAACAGGUUCUCAUUUUAGCAGAGACUCACCAGCUGUCCUCAAACCGGGCAGCAUAUUGAACAGGCUGUCACAUCAACUAUCAAACUGGAACCCCGCAAAGCAACAACCAAGCAGGUCCUGCAUCCCAGGAAACCUGAAGGCAGCCUGACCUUGGACCAGCUAUCACCUGAGCCCCUCCUGGCACCAGCAGAAACGUCCAGCAUGUCUCAGACCGGAGGACGGCUCCACAACAAAAAAGCUGGCAUUCGGGCUGCCGUGAUCCUGAUCGGACUCCUGCACAAGUCUCGCAAAGUCAAGGAGAAGGAGAGGGAGAAAGAGAAAGAGGACAGCGAAGGGAAACAGGAGCUGCUGAACAUCUCCAACGUCCCUUUGGGAGAAUGUCCCCCGUCACCACCCCGCACUGCACCGCCCAGCAUGAAGUCUGCAGAGUUCUUCGAUAUGCUGGAAAAGAUGCAGGAUGACUAUAUACCCUACCCACGGAUAGAAGAUGUCCUGGAGAAGGGUGGCCCAUACCCCCAGGUAAUCCUGCCCCAGUUCGGGGGUUAUUGGAUUGAGGAUGUAGAGGCACCAGCAGGAACCCCGUCUUCCUCAGAGUCUAGUUUCUGUGAGGAGGAUGAUGCAGGAGAGGGCAUGAGUCCCGGUGGGGGGCAUAACUACCGCUUGGAGUGUAACAGCACAGCCCGUGCCUACCGCAAACACUUCCUGGGCAAGGAGCACAUGAACUACUAUUGCACCGGCAGCAGCAUAGGCAACCUCAUCAUGUCUCUGAAACACGAAGACGCUGAGGGACAGGAGUUCCUGCGCAUCAUGCUCAGGUCGAGGACCAAAACAGUUCACGACAGAAUUUCUUUAGCAGGCAUCAACCAGCUGCCCAGCGUGCCACAGAUUGCCAAGCUCUUUUGUGAUGACGCCACAGGGCUGAAGUUCAACCCGGUCCUGUACCCACGGGGAUCCCAGUUGAUAGUGGCUUACGAUGAACAUGAGGUGAACAACACGUUCAAAUUUGGAGUCAUCUACCAGAAGUUUGGACAGACAUCUGAAGAGGAGCUAUUUGGAAACAAUGAGGAGACGCCAGCUUUCAAGGAGUUUCUCGGUAUCUUAGGAGACACCAUUGAACUUCAAGAUUUUAAAGGGUUCCGUGGUGGGCUGGACGUGUCCCAUGGACAGACAGGGUCUGAAUCUGUCUACACUGUCUUCAGACAGAGGGAGAUUAUGUUCCACGUGUCAACUAAGCUUCCCUUCACCGAGGGUGAUGUUCAGCAGCUCCAAAGGAAAAGGCACAUAGGAAACGACAUUGUGGCUGCAGUCUUCCAGGAAGAGUCCACACCGUUUGUUCCGGACAUGAUCGCCUCCAACUUCCUGCAUGCUUACGUCCUGGUGCAGGUUGAGAACCCGUGUACAGAGCACACGACAUACAAGGUGUCCGUUACGGCGAGGGAGGAUGUACCUUCUUUUGGACCUCCGCUUCCAAACCCAGCGAUCUUCAAGAAGGGUCCCGAGUUUCGAGACUUCCUGCUGACAAAGCUGAUCAAUGCUGAAAACGCCUGCUACAAAUCUGACAAAUUCGCCAAACUAGAGGGGCGAACACGAGCUGCGCUGCUGGACAAUCUCCACGACGAGCUGCACAGACAGAGUCAAAGCACGCUCGGUCUGGGCCAGGUUGGCGAGGAGGACAAGCUUGAGAACGGGGGACACGGGGGCCUGCUGGAGUCCUUCAAGAGAGCCAUGCGGGUCAGGAGCCACUCCAUGGAGACCAUGGUGGGUUCUCACCGUCACAGGAGCCCUGGGGUAGGAGGUGGGGUCCCAGCCAGCCUCAGUGGCGGAGGACUACCGCAGAGCACAAGCGAAUGCACAAAGAGCACCUUCACCCCUCCCGUACUCUCAGCCAAGUCUCCUCUGAAGAGCCCCGUAAAACGGCGCUCGGGUCUCUUCCCCCGUCUCCACUCCAGCACAGAAACCACUUCAGACAAACACACACGCAGCGACCAAAAGUUUGCAGAAAUCUGCCCGCUGUCCCAAGAAAUGAGGUCAGAGACAUCAUCCAAUCCGAGCUCACCUGAGAUCUGCCCCAAUAAAGAGAGGCCAUUUGUCAAACUGAAGGAGUGCAGCAGCAGCGGCAGGCAGAACAUCUCCCGUUCUUCGUCUAGCACCAGCAGCUUCAGCAGCACCACGGGAGAAACAGAAGCUCUGGAAGAACUGGAGACAACCAUCCAUCCAUCCACAGCUUCUUCCUCUGCCUUCAGCCCUGCGCUGAACGUCGACAGCCAGGGAUCCUGUACCCCUGUUAUCAUGUGCCGCAGUCCGACGGAUGGAAAAACGAAGACUUCACCGAGGUCAAACUUGAAGUUCCGCUUUGACAAAAUGAGCCACUCAUCCACGACUUCUGAGUAGCUUUUGUGGAAUGGGGGGGAAAAGACAGACUUGCACAAUGAAGGGACGACGCCUGCUGACAGAGCCGCAAAAAAAUUAAUACAUUUUAAAAAAAUAAUACACAAGAACAACAACAACUACAACCACAAUAUCACUGUAGAACCACUUCCCAGGCCAAGGAUAAUCUGACAAGGUUACCGAGUCCCCGCACACUAGAAUCUAACUGAAACUACUGUGAGUAUAUAGGAGGAGAAGAAGCUGCCAUUUUGGCUUUGGUAUCUAACCAACUUUUAGCUACAGAUUAGUCAGUACUUGCUGCAUCAUCACUUGUUCACCUUACAUGAAGGUCUUGGCAUGGCUGUAAUACUGUGAGUUCGGGCUGAGCUAGACUCCGCCUCAGCUUUUUCCUUAAGCCUCUUGUUUGGUAGAGAGACACAAUGAUCUUCGAAGAAUUGUGACAUGAGUUUAUGGCUGAACUGUUAACCUUUAUCUCACUGACUGUUGAGUGCUCAGUGGAAAAAAAAAACAAAAAAAAAAGAAGAAAAAAUCAUCAGGAUGUCCCUGUUUGCCUUCGCCCCUGAACAUCCAGAAACGAAAACUCUGUGUACAGAAGACUUAAGGUAGCAAAACCCUCGGAGGUGGCGACACUGGGAGUCUUCUCCACUGUACUCUCUGAACUUGUUCUUUGCAUAUAUAAUUGCUUUUCCAGGGAACAUGUUUGAUUUUGAAGAUGCUUUUUGUAAUCCUGCUAGCUGCUACAUUGUGUCUACUGCACUAUCAAUGCGACAUGUCUCCUCCUAUAGGACAGCAUUUCUGUAUCCGUGAGGGCAGCUUCACAGCCCUGAUCUCAAGAGCCCAGCUCACAGCGGGGGGGGGGGGACACACAUUUUGCCACAAGCUUCUUUUAGCCAAAGCUGCGCCUUACAAUCUAUCAGAAGCCCUUUUCACCGCUGACGUGUUCUUUCCUUCUCUCCGUCUGUUCCUGCGUGUCUCUCACUAUGUGAGAGGACGAGGAUCUGGUUACGGCGCAGUUGUGGGUAGCUGAUCAACACCCACAUUUGAUGAAAAUAGAUGUUGCACUCAGUGAAACCAUUUCACCUUCUGAUACCUCCCAUUGAAACUUGCUAGCUUGAUGUAUGGGUGUAUGUGCGGUGGCUCUUUAGAACGCAAAUGUCUCAAGGGUUUCCCAGGAAGUGGUCAAGAUGACUUGAAAAAGAUGCUUCAGGUUAUAAUGAAACUUUGAACCACCUUUGUGGGGACAGAACACUUUGAAUGUAAACUUUGAGCCUUUUUUUUUUUUUUAAGUAUUUAGCUAUUGCAAAAAUCUCUUACAAAUACAAACUGCUAAGUGAGGUGCUCACAGGCACAAAAGGACCAUGGGUCUAAUCUUCAGCUAACAUUAGCCUGGAAAUGAAGCUUAAAGACACACAUAUUUGCUUCCAGUGUGACCAAACAACCAAACGUGGUAUGUGUUAGGAAUGUUGUGUAAUGUUACUGUGUCGGGAACAGUUCCUGUAGUUUAGGCUGGCCUAAGAGUGUAAAAGGUUUAAUAGCUGGGGUCACCCAAAUUACAAGUGCCCUCUGUAAUUAAAGUCACCUUUUAGCUUGCCAGGAAGCUGUUCUAACUUGAGUAGUACCUUUUUUUUUUAAUGUAUCCAGACUAGAGACAGGUGUGCUGUCUAACACAUGCUGUCCUCAGUCAGCGAUUACCUCGAGUAAGGGAAGCAGGGAUAGAAAUCCUAUGGGGAAGUUCAGAUGUCAUAUAGUUUGUAGCAGGUAUCGCCUAAAACGCCCUGCAGCCUUUCCUUUGUUAAUACGCUUAAGUUAUUAAACUUCUUUUGCAUUGAUGUCAUGUAAAAAUGUCACUGCAGAGUACGCUAAUUAAUACGGUGAAAUGAUUAAAGGAAAUAUAUUAAGUUAAAAGAUGUCUAAACAUGUAUAUGUAUAUUUGGUUAUGUAAUGUGCCAUUGAGAAUUUAUUCUAAAAUAAAAUGUUGUAUUUUGUGUCA